Messenger RNA from Synchiropus splendidus (mandarinfish), 1969 nucleotides. It is a transcript of the gene adkb, whose product is annotated as adenosine kinase b. The transcript is spliced from 11 exons. Gene Ontology annotation, cellular component: nucleus; cytosol. The coding region runs from base 132 to 1184 and encodes 350 amino acids. The record is from RefSeq and is a predicted model, not a curated record. Gene Ontology annotation, biological process: purine ribonucleoside salvage. NCBI's taxonomy places the organism in Eukaryota, Metazoa, Chordata, Actinopteri, Syngnathiformes, Callionymidae. Gene Ontology annotation, molecular function: adenosine kinase activity.
CAUUAACCAAUUCCCCGCAAGGCUCCGUCAGAGUGGAGCAGUUUCUCUCUCCUUCAGCAGGAGGCUGCUGCAGCAUUCCUACCCAGACUGAAAGGGUGAGAAGAACUCGAUUGUUUCAGCCACACUUCAGCAUGUCAACAACGAGAGAAAUAUCGCUAAGUGAAAACACACUUUUCGGAAUGGGAAAUCCACUGCUUGACAUUUCAGCCGUGGUGGACAAGGACUUUCUUGACAAGUAUGGACUAAAGCCAAAUGACCAGAUCCUUGCUGAAGAUACUCAUAAAGCUCUAUUUGAAGAGAUCGUCCGGAGGGACAAAGUUGAAUACCAUGCUGGUGGAUCCACCCAGAACUCUGUCAAGAUCGCGCAGUGGAUGAUCCAGAAACCACACAAGGUGGCCACGUUCUUCGGGUGCAUCGGCACUGACCACUUUGGGGAGAUACUGAAGCAGAAGGCAGCGGAAGCUCAUGUUGAUGCCCAUUACUACGAGCAAAGCGCGGAGCCCACUGGAACCUGUGCAGCCUGCAUCACUGGGGACAACAGGUCCCUUGUGGCCAACCUGGCAGCAGCAAACUGCUACAAAAAGGAGAAACACCUGGACUUGGACAGCAACUGGGAGCUGGUGAAGAAAGCCAAGGUCUAUUAUAUAGCGGGUUUCUUCCUGACUGUGUCUCCAGAGUCCAUCCUCAAGGUGGCGAAGCACGCCUCUGAAAACAACAAAAUCUUCUGCAUGAACCUGUCAGCGCCGUUCAUCAGCCAGUUCUUUAAACAGCCACUGAUGGACGUCAUGCCUUACGUGGACAUCUUGUUUGGCAAUGAAACGGAGGCGGCGACGUUUGCCAAAGAGCUGGGCUUUGAGACUGAUGACAUUGCCGAUAUUGCAAAGAAAACACAAAAUCUGCCAAAGGACAACACGAAAAGGCAACGAGUGGUGGUCUUCACUCAGGGCAAAGAUGACACGGCGGCAACUGUUGGUGAGAAAGUGACCAUGUUCCCAGUUUUGGACAUCGACCAGAAUGACAUUGUGGACACCAACGGUGCGGGCGACUCCUUCGUGGGAGGGUUCCUCUCCGCACUGGUCCAAGAGCAACCACUGGAGGAGUGCAUCCGGGCGGGUCACUACUCCGCCAAUGUCAUCAUCAGACGGGUUGGCUGCACCUUCCCCGAGAAGCCAGACUAUCACUGACCCCAUUUCUGUGCCAACCUUUGUACUUCCACACUUCUGCUUCAGGGUUUUACAACACUUUUCCAGUCACGUUGAAUAAGUGGGACUCAACUCUUUUAAACAGUCACAUCUGAAAUGUUUUGCAAGUAUAUUACAUUACAUUACAAUUGCAUGUCUGCUAAUGCUCUUAUUAAAAUCUCAAACCUCAAGCUCACGUUCCAUGUGAUGACUCUGCAAGCAGGACCACGCUAAAACCCAUGUAACAUGAUGUGUUUGGAAAACUGGAAGCUCAGCUGUCAGCUGGACACCUGAUGGAAUGAUGUGUCAACUCAGAAACAUGCAAUUUUCCUGUUUGAGCAUUCACGUAAUGUCUGCUGAGCAAUUUUAUGUUGCUCAUCUGCUGACAGAAAAACAAAUGUGAAAGACUUCGUCCUGAGCAUGGAUGUACACACGACUGCUUGGUCUAGCUAGCCUUUUCAAUAAACUUAAAAAAAAAAAAACUCGAAGAAAAAAAAAUCGCCCCAAUCGUAACAACUAAAGUAACUAUAUUUGGAUGACAUUUUUGACUCAUUUCGACGCUAGACUGUCUUCAUGGUGAGUAUUUAUGUCAGUAAAAUAAGAUACCCCUAAAAUGUAUUUUUUCAUUUGGAAAACACAUACCUAGAAAGUGUACCCGGCUGAGCGACCUGUCCAUGGUGUAUUGCUGCCUCUUGCCCAAUGACUGCUGGGAUAGGCUCCAGCACUCACCGCAACACUGAACAGGACUAAGCAGUGGCUAGUUGAGGAUGUUUUAUGUAUGUAUGUAU